UACCUCCUCCAGAGGGACGGGGCUGUGAGGUAACCUCUGUCUCAGCUGACCGGCUAUCGCCUGCUUUAUAAGAUGCCAAGGGCUGCCUAUGUAGAUUUUCAGGUGGAACUGUAGGAACAAACCUGUGUCAAUGGUUAACUCAGGUUCUUGGUGUCUGGAGUUUUUCUUUCCUUUAUUAUUAACUAAAGAACAUUUUUAUCCCUGCUCACUUGGGAGCGCCCAGCUCAUAGAUCCUCUGCGGGGAGAGUGAAUAAAGUGGACACGACUUCUCCAUUUGACAUUGAAUUUGGUAUUGAUCUGCUGCAGCAGCUUGUGAAACAGAAGCACGGGAGUACGGACUGAGCAGAACCAGGAGGGCAGUAAUUACAAUAUUUUCAAACAGUUUGUGUGUGGGGGUGAGACUAUCAAAUAAAUCCUUCUGUGAAAGAAAGCAUCGACAAGCUGCCAAGACUGUUGAUAGGUCCCAUUCUCAUGCCUCCAAUGGUCGGGUAAGAGAAUGAAGACCCAGAAACCUUGAGCAGCUUCUUGUUGUUGUCAAGGGUCAUUGGAUGACAAAUGGGACAGGAACCUACAAGAAUGAUACAUGUUGUGGGCCAAAUUCGUGGAACCAUUUAACAUCCGACAUUCCGACUUGAGCUGGGAAAACCACAGGCCUAUUCUACAGAUGAUAAAAGCACUAGGAAUUGUAUGUUCUGCCUUGAUCUUUUCAAGAUUGAAUUCGGAGGGUGAAAAAAUGAUUUUGCCUAUGGAUGGCUGUGAAAGAAUCAGGAAUACUGCAGAGCUGGAGAGAAGGGGCCAAUUGUAGCAUGCUCCCUUUAAGAGGGAAACGAGAUUAGAACUUUGGCAAAUUUUCGGCUUCUAUUCAGAGGGAAAGAGAAGAGAUGGCAGUGUCCAAAAAGAAAAAAAGAAAAAGAAAAAAAAAAGAAAGAAAAAGGAUGCUGUCAUGAGACAAAAGCAAAAGCAAUUUUAUACCUUAUUGAAAGCUUACCUGGGCGUGUUUUUGUGGGGUUUUUUUUUUUUUUUUUUUUUGCUUUUUUCAAAACUCCUCUGAGGUUAAGAACAUUUUUUUGCCCUCUUAAAACUAAAGGAGCUAGGGGAAAGGACUUGAAUCUGAGCGAGUGGCGCUGUCAGUUCUGUUCUGUCUUGGGAAGUACACGAGGAAGAGAAACUUCCUGGGAAGAAAGAGAGGACACGGCCGGUGCUGAAGGGGAGGGUCUGCGGCAUUCAGUAUGGUUUAACUGAAAACGUAAAUCAACAAAUAGCAACAGAACUCUUCCUUGUACAAAAUCCACCUGGAUGCCAGAAGGACAGAGGAAAGGAUGAGCUAUUACGGCAGCAGCUACCCGAUUGUACACGUGGACCCCAAAUACCCAGGCUAUGCCCAAGAGCACGUCCUAGCUGAGAAGAGAAGAGCCAGAAGACGUCUGCUCCACAAAGACGGUAGCUGCAACGUGUACUUUAAGCACAUUUUUGGAGAAUGGGGGAGCUACGUGGUUGACAUUUUCACUACUCUUGUAGACACCAAGUGGCGCCAUAUGUUUGUAAUAUUUUCUUUAUCUUAUAUUCUCUCCUGGUUGAUAUUUGGCUCUAUCUUUUGGCUAAUUGCCUUCCAUCAUGGCGAUCUGUUAAAUGAUCCGGACAUCACGCCUUGCGUUGACAACGUCCAUUCCUUUACAGGGGCGUUUUUAUUCUCCCUUGAGACCCAGACCACCAUAGGUUACGGUUACCGCUGUGUCACCGAAGAAUGCUCGGUGGCAGUGCUCAUGGUGAUUCUUCAAUCCAUCCUGAGCUGCAUCAUAAACACCUUCAUCAUCGGAGCCGCCUUGGCCAAAAUGGCGACUGCUCGAAAGAGAGCCCAAACCAUUCGGUUUAGCUAUUUUGCCCUCAUAGGCAUGAGGGAUGGGAAGCUUUGCCUCAUGUGGCGCAUUGGUGAUUUCCGGCCAAACCAUGUGGUAGAAGGCACAGUGAGAGCCCAACUUCUCCGCUACACAGAAGACAGCGAAGGACGAAUGACCAUGGCAUUCAAAGACCUAAAGUUGGUCAACGACCAGAUCAUCCUUGUCACGCCGGUAACUAUUGUUCAUGAAAUUGACCACGAGAGCCCUCUGUAUGCCCUUGACCGAAAAGCGGUGGCCAAAGAUAACUUUGAGAUUUUGGUGACAUUCAUCUACACUGGUGAUUCCACGGGCACCUCCCACCAAUCCAGAAGUUCCUAUGUUCCGCGAGAAAUUCUCUGGGGCCAUAGGUUUAAUGAUGUCCUGGAAGUGAAGAGAAAGUACUACAAAGUGAACUGCUUACAGUUUGAGGGGAGCGUUGAGGUAUAUGCUCCCUUUUGCAGUGCCAAACAGCUAGACUGGAAAGACCAGCAGCUCCACAACAUGGACAAAGCCCCCCCAGUCCGAGGAUCUGGCACGUCAGACACCACGGUCAGAAGAAGGUCGUUUAGUGCCAUUGCCAUUGUCAGCAGUUGUGAGAACCCAGAGGAGACCAUCACCUCCGCCGUGGAUGAGUGUAAGGAAGCACCUUAUCAGAAAGCUGUCUUGACUUUAAAUAGAAUCUCUGUAGAAUCCCAAAUGUAGUUCCAAUUGUGAUGACCAGAACCCCCACUCCAUCAUUUUACUCUGUAGCCCGUCACUUUAAGGCAAGUAGUUAUAAGCAGGGCUUUUAAGGAAUGGUACAGCUACUAUUUAGAGCAGGUUAAAUCUGGUGAAAGAUCAUCUAAAAAUUACAUAGCAUCCAAUCGUUUAAACUUUUUUUUUGUGUUAGCAAAUUUGAUAUUAGGGAUGCUAUUCAGAGCCUAAUUGAUUAAUUUAAAUUUCACCUCCUUUUCUUAUAUCACACACUUGCAUCUUUAGUUGCAGGUGUCCUAUCUGGUAAAGGAAACAAAGGUAGGAUACUGGCAUAAGGAAGACAGGCAGCCAGCAUGAAUAACGAAUUUUUAAAUGUAUCAACAUGUAUAGUAGUUUCCUGGAAAAAGUCACGUCUUUCUAACCAAGAUAGGCAAGAUAUGCAUCCAGUAGACUGUUAACAUUGAGAUAUUUAACUGAAAUCACCUGGCAGGCUCAGCAUUUGCCCCGUAGUGUGCCUUGGUAUCCACAGAAAGAGAUAGUGACUGUGAGGUAGAGACACCUGCCACUUGGGCAGGUUAAUGAUUGAAGAGUGCUAGAAGCUGUUUUUGUUUCUUCUAAUUCAUAUGGCAGGAAAAAAGUUGUCAUUAUUCAGAACAGUAUUUCUCUCUCAAACACCCUGAGUGACGGCAGCAAAUGCCUUUAUAUGGAAGAGCAGAAAUAAGGCAACGGUGACAUUUCUAGCUUCUCGAGCAAGGGGGCUUCCUCUGCCCAACCCCAUCUUCUCCAAAGACAACAUGAAGAUAGGAUCACAGAGAUGGAAUGAGGGAAGGGGCGGCAGUGGGAAACAUUUCUCAGACAACUGUGCUGUGUUCUGAAAGACUAUAGCUGCUUUUGCUUGCUAUGUAAGGGAUGGAACCAUUAUUUUUUUUGGGGGGGGCCGGGAGAGAUAUAGGGGGACAGUGAGGGGAAAGAAAUGUAUUUGUGCCCAGAAGCAGUUAAGUAUGUCUUCUGCCUUGGUCACUCUAUAAGACAUAAAUGACUUGAAUUCUAGAUUUUCAGCAACUCUCCCAUUGAACUUGGAACGAUCAUUUAAAUGGAAGAUUUUGUGAAACAUAAUGAAGGUGAUUUUUCUGCACAUUAUUAAACAGAUAAGCUAGGUGUUAUGGAAUUGCUUAAAUUGGGGGAAGUAAAUCUGUAUGCUCUAUUUCUGUGUCAAAAGAUGUUAAUCAUGAUUAUUUUAAGCCCAAUAUCCUAUGAGUAAAGUCACUUUCAGCUUUAUAAAUUGAACAGUUGUUAGCUUCAUUCAGAAUUAAUGUGUUUCUUUACUCGUUUUCUUUUUUCUUUUUCUUUUUCUUUUUUUUUUUUUUUUUACAUUGUUGCUGAGGGGACAAUAAGCAUAUGCCACAGAUUUUCCUUUGCUUAUUUUAUUUAAAUAUAUGUACACACAAAUUGUUUUUGCAGUUUCUGGAAACACUCCCCCCCCCCCCCCCCAGUUUAAAUGAAAGCU
This is a messenger RNA of Mustela erminea (ermine), 4077 nucleotides long. RefSeq names its product potassium inwardly rectifying channel subfamily J member 16 (gene KCNJ16). The transcript is spliced from 6 exons. Gene Ontology annotation, cellular component: plasma membrane. Bases 1320 to 2579 code for a protein of 419 amino acids. Gene Ontology annotation, molecular function: inward rectifier potassium channel activity. Gene Ontology annotation, biological process: regulation of monoatomic ion transmembrane transport; potassium ion import across plasma membrane. The record is from RefSeq and is a predicted model, not a curated record. Lineage: Eukaryota; Metazoa; Chordata; Mammalia; Carnivora; Mustelidae.